Molecule: messenger RNA, 3438 nt
Organism: Colletotrichum gloeosporioides
Lineage: Eukaryota; Fungi; Ascomycota; Sordariomycetes; Glomerellales; Glomerellaceae
Product: Linoleate diol synthase
Exons: 4
Coding region: 1-3438 (1145 amino acids)
Biological process (GO): response to oxidative stress
Molecular function (GO): monooxygenase activity; heme binding; peroxidase activity
Source: RefSeq, a predicted model, not a curated record
AUGUCUCAACAAUCACAUACUGAGCAGUUCCCCAAGAACCAGCCGCCCUUGGCUGAGAGGUUGGCAUCGGCCCGCCAGCUCGUCACCAAGGCCAUCUCAGCAGUACCUCCUCAUCCGGAGCCUCUUCCCAGCCCAAAUUCCGACCAGGGCGAGCCCAGCAACCUGAUUCAAGAUGUCAAGAAGCUGGGCUUCGAAGACUUUGAUACCCUCGUAAACUUCUUUUCUUCGGCCGUCGAGGGCCAGAUCAACGACAAUGAGCUGUUGCUCGAACACCUCAUCCAGCUCUUUGCCAAGCUGCCCCAGAACUCAGUCAAGGGCAAGAGGCUAGAGAACGGCUUGAUCAACCAGCUAUGGAACGGCAUCGACCACCCUCCCAUGACGACGCUUGGAGAGGACCACAAGUACCGCGCCGCCGACGGCUCCGGCAACGCUAUUCACGAUCCCAAGAUGGGUGCGGCGGGACAGCCGUACGCCCGCUCAACACCAGCCAAGAGCUACCAGAACCCCAACCAGCCCGAGCCUGAGAUGAUCUUUGACAUGCUCUUUGCCCGCGGUGGUGAAUUCAAGCCCCACCCCAACAAGAUUUCCAGCUUCAUGUUCUACCUGGCUACCAUCAUCACCCACGACAUCUUCCAGACUGUGAGAUUUCUACCCGUCGAGGAUACCAGCGCAGUGCUAACAAAACGGCUACAGAAGAAUGGAACUUCACCUAUUAACCAGACUUCCUCGUACCUGGACCUCGCUCCUCUGUACGGUCGCAACCAAGCCGAGCAGGACCUCAUGAGGACGAAGAAGAACGGUCUGCUCAAGCCAGACACAUUUUCUUCCAAGAGAGUUUUGGGAUUCCCUCCUGGCGUUGGUACUCUUUUGAUCAUGUUUAACCGCUACCACAACUACAUCGCUACCAACCUGGCAACAAUCAACGAGGGUGGCCGAUUCCAGAAGCCCACUGGCGACGACCCGGAGAAGGCGGCAAAGUAUGACAACGACUUGUUCCAGACUGCUCGCCUCAUCACUUGCGGUCUCUAUGUCAGCAUCAUUCUCCGCGACUAUGUUCGCACUAUUCUGGGGAUGAACCGCACUGCGUCAAGCUGGGCCUUGGAUCCCCGUACCAACGAAGGCAAGAGCAUUCUCAGCCAACAGACCCCUGAGGGUACUGGAAACCAAGUGUCCGUUGAGUUCAACCUCAUCUACAGGUGGCACAACACAAUCUCCCCCAAGGAUGAGCAGUGGACAAAGGAUGUCAUGAAGAAGGUUCUCGGAAAGGACCCCACCGAAAUGUCGCUGAUGGAAUUCGGCCAUGCGAUGAGAGACUGGGAGCAGGAGAUCCCUGACGACCCCGCGCAAAGAGGCUUCAUGGACUUGCCUCGCAACGCCGACGGCACGCUGAACGAGGCGGACCUAGCCAAGAUCUUCAAGGAGUCCGUCGACGAUGUUGCCGGCUCCUACGGCGCCAACAGAAUCCCCGAGGUGAUGAGGCCCAUCGAGCUGAUGGGAAUCAUGGCAUCUCGUUCCUGGAAUUGCGCCACGCUCAACGAGUUCCGUGAGCACUUCGGCCUUACUAGACAUCCGACAUUCGAGGACAUCAACCCUGACAAGGAGGUUGCUGCGAAGCUCAGAUUCCUGUACGGCAGCCCUGACGCAGUUGAGCUUUACCCCGGCCUGAUGGCCGAGAAGGCGAAGCCGCCCAUGGCCCCGGGCAGUGGCCUCUGCGGUAACUUCACCAUGACCAGGGCCAUCUUAUCUGACGCGGUCGCACUGGUUCGCGGCGAUCGCUUCUACACAAUCGACUACACGCCAAAGAACCUGACCAACUGGGGAUUUAACCAAGCCAGCUACGACCUGAAUGUUGACCAGAGCCACGUUCUCUACAAGCUGGUAUUCCGCGCUUUCCCCAACUCUUUCCAGAACAACAGCAUCUACGCCCACUUCCCCUUCGUCAUUCCCUCAGAAAACAAGAAGAUCCUCGAGAGCAUCGACAAGGCCUACCUCUACACCUGGGACGAGCCCAAGACCAAGACCCCGCUGAUCCCCAUCCUAUCGCACAAGGCCGUCAGUGAGGUUCUUUACAACCAGCAGGACUUCAAGGUCAUCACUGGCGAUGCCAUCAACCACUUGGUCGCCCAGCCCAACAAGCCCCACUAUGGCAAGGACUUCUGUCUCUCUGGGGAUGGAAAGGAGCACGCCAAGAACCGCACGCUCGUCCGCAAGUCUCUGAUCUCCGGCCCGUGGGAGACGGAGAUUUGGAAGUGGUACACUCACAUGACGCCAAAGAUCCUCAACCUCAACAGCUUCCCCAUUCCCGGAAACAAGAGGGAGAUCGACCUGGUCCGGGACGUCAUCAACGUCACAAAUACGCGUUUCAAUGCUGCGCUGUUUUGCAUGCCCAUCAAGAACGAGGAGUCGCCGUGGGGCGUGUACACCGACCAGGAGCUGUACUCGGUCCUUGGCGCCCUCUUCCAAGCGGUGUUCAUGGAUGCCGACAUUGGCAACAGCUUCAAGCUUCGCACGAUCGCCCGUGAGCUUGCUCAGGAUCUCGGCAAGGUAGUGAUGCUUAUCGCUCAGACGAUCAAGAAGGCGGGGCUGAUUACAGACAUCGUCGCCAAGAUUCGCGAGGGCGAGGCGUCUCUUCCCACGUACGGCAACCAUCUUAUUGAGCGCAUGCUCUCCGAUGGCAAGGACGUCGAGGAGGUCGUCUGGGGAACCAUCAUGCCUGUUAUCACGGCCAACGUCGCGAACCAGUCUCAGGUCACCUCGCUCUGCGUCGACUACUACCUCGACAAGGAGGGCAAGAAGCAUCUGCCCGAGUUGUACCGCCUGGCGCACGAGAACACACCCGAGGCGGAUGAGACCUUGAUGAAGUACAUGCUUGAGGGCUGCCGUCUGCGUGGACCCGUCGCAGUUUACAGAGAAGCCACAUCCACACAGGUCAUCACUGACUACUCCCCCUGUCUGCCCUCUGAUUCCGACCCGACCGGUCGCGACCCCAUCACCAACCCCGACAUCGAGGGCACCAAGCGCGAGGUCAAGAUUCCCAAGGGCUACCGUGUGGUCUGCAACUUCGCCACCGCCGGCCGCGAUCCUGCCAUCUUCGAGGACCCCAACGAGGUUCGCCUCGACCGCCCCCUGGACUCCUACGUACACUUCGGCCUGGGCCCGCAUUGGUGCGCGGGCAAGGAGAUGUCUCGCGUCGGACAGACGAGUCUGUUCAAGCAGAUCGUCGGCCUCAAGAACCUGCGCCGCGCGCCUGGCGGACGGGGCGAGAUGAAGAACUUCCCUGCUUCCCCGUGGAACGGACAAGUCGGUCUGCCUGUGGAGGGCCAGAAUGGAAGCGCGGCGCAUCAGCAGCCUUGGCUCGGACUGAGGGCGUUCAUGACUGUUGACCAAAGCUCGUUGUGGCCUAUCCCCACGACGAUGCGUGUGCAAUGGGAUGAGUAA